UUAUAAUAAAAAUAACGGACUAGAAGAUCCAACGACGGACGUAAUAAAAGUUUUAUUUGGAACGGAAAGAAGGAAUAUGGAUUAUUGGCUUUAACUAUAAUAAUGAACUAUUCGUAAAGUUAAUCUUAGUAAAACGGAGUUUAAUAAGGUGAAGAAAUGAGUGAGGAUAUAAAGUUUAUUGUCACGGAGUUAAAUAAAUUAUUCGGAAGGAAUUACAACUUAAUCUCAUUCGAUGCUCUGAACUCGGAGGAUCUGUUGCAAAUCCUGAGCGAUGUGUUAUCAGAGAUUGAACAACCAGGCGGAUCCAGGAUUGAUGUAAGAACUGAAACUCCUGAGCAAAGUUCAGUCCGUAUUUUUUCAGCUUUACGGAUAUUAAAAUACCAGCCCAAUUCCGAUCCAGUAAUAUUCAGGCAAGGUCUCGUAAGAGGAGAUGCAGAACCAAUUUAUGCCGUUCUUAAAUGGCUUCUAUCAAAUAUGCAACUGGCUCGCCAAAGAGCCUAUCUGGCACGUUUCCUAGUGAAGGUGGAAAUACCACUAGAGCAUCUUGGUGAUUCAGAAAUGGCUGCCUUGUAUGAACAGUACUCUAGGCUUGUAGAGGAAUUCAAGAUGGUUCAUAAAGAAAGAGAAGCUGGGAAAAAGGGCGGAGAAGCAGCUGCUGAAUUAAAAGCAGAUUUGGAAGCAAUGGAAAAAGAGCGCGAAGUAGUAUUAGGUCGAGUAGAAAAAAUGAAAUUAAGAGCCGAACCAGCGCUUCAUCUGCUUGAAGCAGCACGAAAAUUGCGUGUCGAAAGAGACAAGGAACGAGAACUAAUUGUACAGAAAGAACAGCAGCAAGAUACUAUGGUGAAGCUGCAGGUAUCACUCCAGAGAGCAGAGCGCGAAUUACAGACAUUAAAACAAAUGGGAGCUGGACUAACGUCUCAGGCUUUAAUUCAACGCUUAUCCGAAGAGGUCAUGGUGCAAAGUGCUGUUACCAAAGAAAGACUUCCAUCCGAAUUAGCUGCUAAAAAGGCUCACGUUAAAGCACUAACUACGGUAGUGAAAUCAGCACAUUUAGGACCAGAUGAAAUUGUUGCCUUGAGAAACAGACUGGACAUUGCUGCUCGAGAAGUACAGGCAUUGGCUGAGAAUAAGGCUGUAGCAGGCGUUGCGGAUAAAAUGGCACCGUUUAGACAGCAAGCUGCAGCAAUUGCUGGAAUGAAACGAAAUGCAUUGGAUAAGCUAGAACGAGCUGAGGCUGCAAUGACGGACUUAAAAGUCAAAUUGGAAGAGAAAAGAGAAGAAGCAAGACGUUUGGCUGAAGAACCAGCACCUAGAGGAGAUGAACUCAAACGAUAUGUUGCUCGUCUUAAAACUAAAAGUGCUUUGUACAAACGUCGUAGAGCUGAAUUAGCAGGACUCAGAGCUGAGAAUGGAGUGCUUAAUCGAACACUUCUUAUUUUGGAAGCGCAGUUAGCAAAAUUAAAACCAACCGAUGAUGCAAUGCCUGUUAGAUCAGCUACGGUCCUGCCAGACGAUUGUACAGUAGAAAAUGCUGCUACGAUCAAUGCACAACUAUCGAGAAAUAUUUCUGCAUUCAGGGCUCAACUUGCACCUUUGUUAAAUGAGCUUAGACCAUUAAGACAAAAGUUUCAAGAACUAGAAGAGCGUUACAUAGCUGCUUACAGGAGUUACAGUUCUAUUGAAACCAGUAUGGAGAGUUCAAUGAAUAAUUUAUUGAACGAAGUAAAUCUUCUUAGAGAAAAUGUCAAAAAGGAUACCGAUGAAAUAGAAAGAUUACGUCAAGAGAUAGCUACACUAAAACUAGCCCAAGACAGAAUUCAAGAAGAGAUCAGAGUGAGGAAUAUUUUUUUCUAUACUCAUUAUGCAAGCCCUGGAGGAGGUCCAACAUUAAGAGAUGAACUAAACGAGAUGAUACAGGUGGAAGAAAAGAAGUCAAAACUCUUGAAGGAUGAUGAAAAAAGUUUAAAGGAACGCGCUAUAGAGAGCGAGAAUCAAACUCAACAGUGGAAUAAUUUGAUAGCGAUCUUUGAAUGUAAAUUGCAAUGCGCCGAAGACAGUAAGAAAAGAGAUGGUGUUAUUGUCCGCGGUCAAGGAGCAGAAACACUCAUAUUACAGUAAGAAAUCAAAAAUAAUAUACGCUUUAAUAAUCCAUAGUAAUAUACUAAUACUUAUUUGUAACUCACAGCAAUAUUUUCCUCAAUAUUAUUUAAGAUACAAAAAUAUAAACUAUUGAGAAAUCUUA
Cephus cinctus (wheat stem sawfly) is the source of this 2242-nucleotide messenger RNA. Its product is annotated as intraflagellar transport protein 81 homolog. Gene Ontology annotation, cellular component: cilium; centrosome; intraciliary transport particle B. Gene Ontology annotation, molecular function: tubulin binding. Lineage: Eukaryota; Metazoa; Arthropoda; Insecta; Hymenoptera; Cephidae. Gene Ontology annotation, biological process: intraciliary transport; cilium assembly. The transcript has 14 exons. The coding region runs from base 157 to 2118 and encodes 653 amino acids. The record is from RefSeq and is a predicted model, not a curated record.